Suillus subaureus is the source of this 2205-nucleotide messenger RNA. RefSeq lists its product as uncharacterized. The coding region runs from base 395 to 2110 and encodes 571 amino acids. The record is from RefSeq and is a predicted model, not a curated record. Lineage: Eukaryota; Fungi; Basidiomycota; Agaricomycetes; Boletales; Suillaceae. The transcript is spliced from 16 exons.
UUGGCUGUUUAUAUACGUGACGUGGCGGUCGGGAUGAUGGCCGAUGGCAAAUGCUUUGUCACUGAUUGCACAGUUGUGCCACGCAGUGCGCAUUGCAUGCUAGUACUGUAAGGCUACAGCAGCAGCAAACUAAAUUCCAAAGCAACUCCGAGGUAUCGGAAAAUCCUCUUGUUGCCUCCUGCGACUCCGAUGUUAUUCUUCAGGUUUCACGCUGAUGGCAGUACCCAGCGGAUCACCAGUAGUCAGGAGGGUUGCAUCAAUGCAGCAACACGCGCACGAUGAAUGUGCAAUCACAGUACAUGACUACACGUGGUUGGAGCGUUUAGAGGCUGUCCGGCGCUUCAGCUUUAGGCUGGGAAACCUUCAGCAUCCCCUUGAAUACUGAUUGACUUCAAUGUCUUCUCAGUCGAAUUUACGAAGCCGUGCCGGAGGUGGGCUAAGCACGGUUUUGAACUACAUUUGGGCACGCCGGCCUCAAGGGUCUUCCACAACUUUGCCAACAAGCCAUCCUCUUUCCACGCUGCCACAAACAGCACCUCAUAUUACAGUCAGCAGUCCUGGAGGCUCACCAACCCCACAGAAGUCACCACCUUCAUCUCCGGUACCUUCUGCUAGUGCGACUCCAGUCGCUACAGCAAGCGGUGCAUGCACCGCACCGAGCAGCAACAUUAACCCUUCAAGUUCUGGCAUAUCUGUAUCGUCAUGCACAAUAUCUCCUUCUACAUCGACACGCAAGGCGAAGCCUAUUCCAGCAUCUGAUAUAGAUCGAUACAAGAGGAAGCGGACAAUACCCCAAACGAAGGACCGCGUGUUUAUUGAGCCGGGGAACAAGGUGUUCGAGGACAAACCGCCCUCUAGUCGAUGGAAACCACUUGCGCACCCUGAAGGUGCCUUGUAUUACUACGAGAGCACUUGUCGGAUAUAUACUGAUGCUGACUUGUCAAAACCGUCAACCCUCAGUGCGAUCGAGGCAUUCGCAGAUAAGCUAUAUAACGACGCACAAACCAACCCAAACAUAGAUAUCACUAGCAAGACGGAAUUGGUCGUUGAGGAUAUUGAUGAGCACACCUGCGGCUACUAUUUCGUCGAACAGGACACGCGGUGCAUCUUCUGGCUAGAACGUUUUGACGCAGAAUCCUUGUUCGAGAACAUCAGGCGAGUGAGGAACAUGGGUCAUAUCAAAUACGCUAUUGAAGCCCAGUACUGGGCUCAUUGUGAACUGUUUCCACAUGAAAAUCGAGUGACGCCGAAUGUUCUUGAGGAAUUAAAACAAAUGAUUAUGCAUGCUGCAGCAGUGACCAUCACGUCUGUGACAUCUGUCGCUCCGUUUGAGAGGGACGAGCUGGAGAAGAUGCUGGACCUCGUUAAGGAGAUCGAAGGAACCCUCGAAGGAGAAUUUACGCACACGAGAUGUGUUGUGGCUCGAUUCAUGUCCGAGUUCAUCAAAGCAAAGUUUUUCAAUUUCUGUGGACAGCCAGGUGCAAGACUGGAUUCCGACCAGACAAUCUACAAGGAUCAUAGUCAUCGGUCGCUCUUGUUCAUUAUUACCUCUCUUCUGCUCUUUGGCGCCCCUCAUACCCACCAAGAAGAUCUAAAAAAGAUAUGGGUUGAUAGGAUCAUUAAUCGCGUCCUCUGGAAUCAAUUCAUCGGGAAACUUAAUGAUGAAUGGGCUGGAUUGGCGCUCUCAGCGACAGUUAUUCUCAAUGCCAACGUGGCUUUUCUUGCAAUUCCAUCUGUACAAGACACCGCCAAAUUGCUAAGCUAUCUAUCAGUGGCUUGCAGUAUUGCAGUCGUCCUCCUCGUACUUCUACUGGUUCGUCAAAACCAAAAGAAGGAUUGCGAGCGAGCUGUCACACUUCUGACAUACGUAUCACAGACUUCCUUUGGCACGGAAGCGCUAUCCAUAACGUAUGGCUUGCCAUAUGGACUGUUGAUGUGGGCCCUACUAUGUUUUGCUGCGGGCUUUGGCGAUUUGAUCUUCGAAACUGAAGGUCGAUGGACGCGUGGUCUCGUAGGUUUUGCUGGAUCACUUGCCGUCUGCUUCGUGGCUUUGGUAGUGUGGAUAGGGAGACAUCAGAUCUCUCCGGAAGAUGAGGAAUCUACGACAUAGGUUGUAUAUUGACUUGAAACAAAUGCUAUGAAAUAUUGCCGACGUGGUUGCUGAAAAAUUUAGGUCAUGGAUCAUGGCAAGAUAUGUAACACACC